Messenger RNA from Schistosoma rodhaini, 2064 nucleotides. The record is from the annotation of a GenBank genome assembly. Lineage: Eukaryota; Metazoa; Platyhelminthes; Trematoda; Strigeidida; Schistosomatidae.
AUGUCUGAUACUAGUCAUCAGAAUUCAGAGCUAAAGACGUCAACUGGGCACAGUGGAUCAGAAUCAACGAUAUCAUCAGAUAUUAAUACAGAGCCUAGGACUUCGACUAGUCCACGCCCUCAUGUUUCUACGUGGGUGUAUAUCAAAUGGUUCAUAUGGUCUACAAUUGCAAGUAUUUUUGGAUGUAGUAUCCCUGUCUUUACACCAUAUGACAAUACUUGGCCAACUACAUCAAUUCUAAUUGAUCAUAAUAAAUUUGAAUCUGAUGAUUCAAAUCUACAUGAGAAUAUUGAUGACGCAUAUAAUACACAAGUAUUACAUGAAGUGAAUGGUGUAUGUACGACGAAAAAUGCCGUUUCUUGUCUUUCAUCAACUUGUGAUUUUGAAGUGGAUGUAAAAACAGAGACAAAAAAACUUGCACUUUCUUUUCAAAAUCAUAUUCUUGAAAAUGAAAUAAAAUUGGAUUCUUCUUUUAAAGACGUUACUGAUAAUAAUAAUAAUAACGAAAAUAAUAAUAGUUAUAAUAAUAUAUCAUCAUUAGCAAAUGGAUAUUUUUGUGAUAUUAACCAAACAUUAAAUUGUAAACCUUUAACUGAUACGGAAGUAAUUCCAAUUUCUACAGCAUUAUUUACUGAUCCUGGAUAUUUAUGUACCGAAUCUAGUCCUGUAACAUUUACCUUAUUGGAUUCAUAUCAGUCGGAUUCAGUGAAUGGUUUUAUUGAUAAGGUAACUCGUGAUAAUUAUGUUCAUAAUUUAUUAAACUCUGUAUUACCACGUAAUUUAUCUAAUUCAAGUGAUAUAAGUGUACCAGUUGAAGCACGUAAAAUGUACGCAUGGAAUAAGCCAACACCAAUUAAGUCAGAAACACCCAUUGACAAUCAUGUAACUGAAUAUAAUUUUGAAGUAGGAUCAAUAUUAUCAGAUGAUAUAAAUGCAUCACCUGGACAACUUAAUUCAUCCGAUCAUUCUUACCCACUUUUGAGUCCUAAUACACUGGAAGACGAUAGUUUACAAGCUGAAUGUUUUGAUAAAUCACCUGAAAUAGAUUUAAAUUUACCAGAUGUUAGUCGAUCAGAUCAGACAUUGGCAUGGGCAAUGUCGAAUCUCUGUAUUGAUAAUACAAUUAAUGAAAUAGAUACUGAUUCAAAUGAGAUUUUAUCAAAUAAGCAAACGGAAGACCUAUCACCCUCCAGUGAAACAGUUAGCUUCAUUGAAAAAGUAGAUAAAAGUUCCAAUAUAUCUUCUCGACCUCCUGUGCCGAAUUCCUUACAACGACCUAGCAGAGAUCGUAGCCCUCUCUAUCAUACAAAUAUUAACAACAAUCGAAAAAAGAAUUCAGCAGAUUUGUCAACCUUCUUACCAUUUGAAGGUAAUCAAGCAUUCUCAGUAAAUGAUAUAGUUGAAACCCCUGAAACUACUAAACCAAAACGUAGUAGUUCACUAAAAUCCAAUAGAAGCCUUUCAGACACAUAUGUACCAAAAGCUGUUCGUUUUGCUGAUGCUCUAGGACUUGAUUUAGCGACUGAACGACAUGUAUAUGAUUCUGAAGCUCCACCAAAAAUACCAGCUUCUGCUAUAUCACAUUUGCAAUUAGAUUCUGAUGAAUCCAUUGCAAAAAUUGGUGCAAAACAAUUUGGUUUAUGUUUCUCACAACCAGGUUUAGCAUCUAAUUUUAUUCGUCGAGUACUUACCAGUAAUGUAUGCCUAGAAGAUUGUCAUAUUGAUAUGCAACGUUGUAUAUUAACUGGUACAAUAAGAGUUAAAAGUUUUGGUUAUGAGAAACAUGUUACUGUUCGCAUUACAUAUAACAACUGGAUUACGUUUUUCGAUACAUCUGCAUCAUACAUUCAAGGAUCAUAUGAUGGUGUAACGGAUAAAUUUUCAUUUAGUUUAAUCUUUCCUGAUACAAUGGUACCAGGUGAUAAAGCACAAUUUGCUAUACGAUAUGAAACACAUACUGGUGAACAAUUUUGGGAUAAUAAUCAUGGUCAAAAUUACUGUGUAACAUGUUAUGCGAAAGCCACGGAUCUAGCUGGUGAUGGAUCAUGGAUGCAUUAUCUUUGA